Messenger RNA from Acytostelium subglobosum LB1, 3384 nucleotides. RefSeq lists its product as hypothetical. Lineage: Eukaryota; Evosea; Eumycetozoa; Acytosteliales; Acytosteliaceae. The transcript is spliced from 3 exons. Bases 1 to 3384 code for a protein of 1127 amino acids. The record is from RefSeq and is a predicted model, not a curated record.
AUGGUUGGACUAACAUUAGUAUGGGCAAAGGAACCAAAUAAUAAUUAUUGGUGGCCUGGAAAGCUUACAAAGUUGAACUCUGAAUUGGAUACAGGUGUCAAUGACAAAAGAAGACAAGAUUGUCUAUUAAUCCAUUUCUUUGGAAGUCAUCUAAUACACUGGAUCAAAGAAGUAAAUAUAAAGGAGUACUCUGAUGAGUAUAUGAAUCAAGACUUGCCACGCAGUCUAUCAGAGCUGUUUAGGACUGCUUUGAGAGAGGCCGAGGAAGCGUUGAUUGAAGAUGGCGUUGGUGGUGGUGGAGGCGGUGGAAGGUCAGUUGGAGGCACGCCAUCAGGAAGAAGGAGCAUUGACUUCACAUAUAGUACAAGUGCAAGCAGCAACAGCAACAGCAACAGUAACAACAACAGCAACAACAAUAGUAGACAUGAGAUGAUGAUAUGUGAGGAGGACGAUCAACACAGCUCAUCAGAUCACCAUGUACAUAAUGACGAAGACUAUGCAAGUGAUGACUUUGACUCACAUAUCCUAACGAGAAUGAAGCGUGCUCGUGAUGAUAGUGGUGGUGGCAAGUCAUCAACUCAACAACAUCAAGAUGAUGAACAUCAUCAACAACAACAGCAGCGUCAAACAUCAAGAUAUCAUCCUCCUCAUAAUCAUCACUCAAGUCAACAACAACAACAACAUCAACAACAUCAUCAACAACAACAGCAUAAUAACAAGUUACCACUUAUUGCUCCAAGACAAUCAACAAAUGUCCAUGGCGGUGGUGAUGGAAUGUCAAUCAGAAUGAUACAUCCAAGUGAGCUAGAGCCAGAUGAUCAUGAAGACAAUGACCAUCAUCAUAGUCAUCAUAGUCAAGUGGUGCACCAUGAUGGAGCCAGCGAGUAUACUACAUCAUCACAACCAAUGAAUAAGAAGCAUAGGGUCCAUGGACAGUAUGACGCCUUGCCUCAUCAGAGAGAGGCGGUGCACCAAGUAACCUCAGCUCAGUUUGAGGACGAAGAUGAGGAAGAGAAUGAUAGGUCAUCAUCAUCAGAGAAUGAGUCGUCAGUCCAACUGCUUCAUCAUCAUCAGCACCAUCAAUCCAAGCCAUCUCAAUAUCACAUGAUGGCCAACGACAUGUCAUCCACAUCACCCAUGUUGAGUUCAAAGAGGCCACAUCAACCGCUAGCACAACAACAACAACAACAGCAGCAACAACAACAAUUGCAGCAACAGAUGGCCAAGCCACCAAGGUCACCUGGCUUAAGUUCCAGGACCAAGCCAGUAUUGCUCACAAAUAGUCCAAGCCCUUCAACAACAACAUCUACUACUACAUCGGCCAAUCCAACUUAUGUUGCCAGGGCCAUGGCAUCGCCCCAGACACGAUCCACUCCGGCUGGCGCAACAAUUGUACCACAUCCAAUGCUCCAACGAUCAAACAUGCCGAGCAGCUCACCAGUGUUGCCAUCUAAGCUACCUCAAUCAGUUGUCUCGGCAUUGCUUCAGAAGAAGGCGUCGAUACAGGCCAACCCGAAUGUGCCUACGACCGCCCAACUACUUGGUGCGCCCAACCCACCAUCGUCCUCCGGCUCGCCCGUCAUCCAUCCCAAGACCUCAAUCACACUGUCUAUCCCACGCUUCAAGAAGGCGACUAAUGGCGCAGGUAGUGGGUCAGUGUUGGCUUCUCCGCCCAUGCAGGCCAAUGGCAUGCCGGCCUCCAGCCAGAUGCCCGGCAUGCCUGGCGCUGCAUCGCCCUUCCACCUGCCACAGUAUCCCAAGGGCACAUCGAUCUUCCCUCAGUCACCAUCACUUACACAUCAACGGCCCGUUAGACCAGGUGGCGCGAUUGGACAUCACCCAGGAUUGGACAAUGGCAAGGUGAUACUUGAUAACUCGCACGCGGAUGGCGACCAAGGACAUCACGUGCCCAUGGCCAUGUCGGCACCAAUGGUUGGCCAAUCAUUCCCAUACAUGCCCAUGUUCCCUUUCCCGCCAUUCAGUCUCAACAACACGUUGAAUAUGGAAACAACGUUCAGCAGCCCGUUCAAUGGACGUCUGGCGAUCAAGGGAUCGUUUGACAUUGGCUUCCAAGUCGAGGCUUCGUUCAUGGGUCGGACUUUCUCGGGUGUUGUCACUGAUGUUGCUCAACAACAACACCAGCAACAGCAACAACAGCAUCCACAGCCAGCUGUGCCUCGUCCGAUGACCCACUAUGACAUGAACCUUUUUGAAACUUACAGACAAUGGCAGGAAAUGAUGGCCAAGAACCCAAGUCUCCAGACCCCAUCACAGUCCAACAAUGCUCAACAACAACAUGGCUCAUCAUCAUCGAACAAGUCCGCCACCACACAGCCAUCUCCAUCGACCAAGGGACAGUCCAACGGUGGCAAUCACUCGUCAAACUCAACGCCACUGCAGGUGCCCAAGACACCAAACAUUGUGAUCAAUAUAGCCAAGGACGAUCAGGCCCCGCCAUCGAUUGAGACCAACUCCAGCUCAACGUCAGUGUCGCCAUCGCAUACAUCCGUGGCUGACAACCCUCACUUUAUCCAGUACAAGGAGAACGCCUUCCAAAAGCUGGAGCAAUACCAGAAGAUGCAGGUCGUCAACCUUGUGGCCAAGCAGGAUGAAUCAUUGAACGCGCUGCUCGAGCAGUAUGAGAGGGCCCAGGACGAGGCAAAGGGCGACGCGGACAAGCUGGCCAGUCUGGAGAGCAGGUACAUCGAGGACAGUCGAAGGAUGUUGUUGGCACACAAGGAGCAGCAGGCACGAUUGGACACUACACAUGCGCAUCAGUCCUCCAAGUUCCUGCGUGAAUGUGAGCGACAGUGGAGUCUAAAGUACAACAGCAAGUCGUCCUCACCAGGCCAGCUGGACUCGGCGCGAUCCGGCGGUGAUGCAAGGUCGCCCCUUGGCUCGCCCGCUCUCACCCCGUUCAUCUCGCCGUCGCCAUCACCAUCCCCAUCGCUCUCGUCAUUCCUGAGCACCAGUCCCAUGGUCACUCCGGCAUCGUUGCUCAAGGGUAGCUCGCUGGCACCUGGUUCAGUGGGCAACAGUCUAUCUCUCUCACAUCAUAGUAAUGGUGGCAGCGGCGUAGGCGGUGGCGGUGGAAGUGUCAGUGGACCUAACACAAGCCCAUCAAGCGGUGGCAGUGGAGACGUACCUCCCUUGUCCCUAUCAUCAGCCUCUCCUCCACGCUCACCAAACAAUCUAGACAAGUUGGCUCAGUCGCAGCAGCAACACAGUUCAAACAACAACAAGAAGUCACAUCAUGUAGAUGAUUGUGAAUUGAAUGAGGAGACUACAAAUGUAAAUAGGAGUAUCAGUAGCAGUAACAGUAGUAGCAAACAAGCCCAGUUAGCCAUUGUAGAGUCUUCUUCAACAGACAUAGCUUAUAAGUAG